AUGUGUGAGGAGGUGGGGAAGGUAGUGUCCACUGGGUUAGAGAUGUGUGAGGAGGUGGGGAAGGUAGUGUCCACUGGGUUAGAGACGUGUGAGGAGGUGGGGAAGGUAGUGUCCACUGGGUUAGAGAUGUGUGAGGAGGUGGGGAAGGUAGUGUCCACUGGGUUAGAGAUGUGUGAGGAGGUGGGGAAGGUAGUGUCCACUGGGUUAGAGAUGUGUGAGGAGGUGGAGAAGGUAGUGUCCACUGGGCUGGAGACGUGUGAGGAGGUGGGGAAGGUAGUGUCCACUGGGUUAGAGACGUGUGAGGAGGUGGGAAAGGUAGUGUCCACUGGGUUAGAGAUGUGUGAGGAGGUGGGGAAGGUAGUGUCCACUGGGUUAGAGAUGUGUGAGGAGGUGGGGAAGGUAGUGUCCACUGGGUUAGAGAUGUGUGAGGAGGUGGAGAAGGUAGUGUCCACUGGGUUAGAGAUGUGUGAGGAGGUGGGGACGGUAGUGUCCACUGGGUUAGAGAUGUGUGAGGAGGUGGGGAAGGUAGUGUCCACUGGGUUAGAGAUGUGUGAGGAGGUGGGGAAGGUAGUGUCCACUGGGUUAGAGAUGUGUGAGGAGGUGGGGACGGUAGUGUCCACUGGGUUAGAGAUGUGUGAGGAGGUGGGGAAGGUAGUGCCACUGGGCUGGAGACGUGUGAGGAGGUGGGGACGGUAG
Knipowitschia caucasica is the source of this 696-nucleotide messenger RNA. NCBI's taxonomy places the organism in Eukaryota, Metazoa, Chordata, Actinopteri, Gobiiformes, Gobiidae. The record is from the annotation of a GenBank genome assembly.